Silurus meridionalis is the source of this 4531-nucleotide messenger RNA. RefSeq names its product RAB30, member RAS oncogene family (gene rab30). Bases 182 to 787 code for a protein of 201 amino acids. NCBI's taxonomy places the organism in Eukaryota, Metazoa, Chordata, Actinopteri, Siluriformes, Siluridae. Gene Ontology annotation, biological process: Rab protein signal transduction. Gene Ontology annotation, cellular component: trans-Golgi network. The transcript has 5 exons. The record is from RefSeq and is a predicted model, not a curated record. Gene Ontology annotation, molecular function: GTP binding; GTPase activity.
AGGCAAUGAUGUCAUUGUAAAAAACGAAGGAAACUCUGCAAUCAGAAGGAGCGGACAUCGAGGUUGAGGGAAGGACCCACAUUUGAGAUCCCGUCUUUUGCGCGAGCCUUGAGGACCGACUGGAUGCGUGUGGAGUAAAACAGCGGCUGGGGUGAAGCCCCUGUUUUCGAUAAUUGUGACCAUGGAGGAUUACGAUUACCUCUUCAAAAUAGUGCUGAUAGGAAAUGCAGGAGUGGGAAAAACCUGCCUCGUCCGCCGUUUCACUCAGGGUCUAUUCCCACCUGGUCAAGGUGCCACAAUCGGGGUUGAUUUUAUGAUCAAAACUGUGGAAAUUAAAGGGGUGAAAGUGAAGCUCCAGAUCUGGGACACAGCAGGACAGGAGAGAUUUCGCUCCAUCACACAGAGUUACUACCGUAGUGCCAAUGCACUUAUCCUCACCUACGACAUUACCUGUGAGGACUCGUUCCGCUGCCUUCCGGAGUGGCUGCGGGAGAUAGAGCAGUACGCCAACAAUCAAGUAGUGACCAUCUUAGUAGGAAAUAAGAUCGACCUGGCUGAAAAGCGGGAGGUGCACAGACAGAGAGCGGAGGAGUUUGCUGAGGCCCACAGCAUGCUCUACCUGGAGACGUCCGCCAAAGAAUCUGACAACGUGGAAAAACUCUUCCUGGAUUUGGCCUGCGUACUCAUCCGUGAAGCCAAGCAAAACACGCUGGACAACAAUGAGUCUGCGCCUAUGCCUGGAGAAGGCAAGAACAUCAAUUACCUAAGCUGCUGCAAUAUUAACUAGGGAUCUUGGCUGCUAAUCUGGGCAAUGGGUACUUUCCUACCCAGUGGAGUGCAAAAAUUGUGAUUUGAUGUCCCCUGCGUGCGUAGCUUCCUCUUUGCCACUCUACUGAGGUCUUGGAUGCUUUUUAUUGCAUAUGUGAACCUGUUUUUUUUUUUUUUGUUUUUUUUUUUUAAAGCUACUGACUUUACCACUAGAAAGUCAAGAGGAAACGACUCUUUGCUGCCACCGCUGAGAAGAACCCAAGCUCCAGGUUACCAGUCCGCUGGUAUAGUUAAAAGCCAGACAAUGACUUUUAUACAAUUCAGUAAAACACUAAAGAUGCGUAGGCCAAUUUACCUACUAUAUAAAUGAUAUGAGCAAAGAACUCACAUCUCCACCAGCAGGAGUCUUGCUGUUUAAAUUGUAGAAAAUGUGAACCUAACACAUCAAAUACGCAAAAAGUGCAUUGUACUGCAUCAUUAUUUCCCUGAUGCAAGUUAAAAAUGCACUUCUAUAAUGUUGCUGAUAAGAAUUUAAAUGUAGGAUUUUAAGUCUAAUGUGUGGCUGGAAAUUUUAGAAAAUCUUAGACAGAGUCUUAAACAAUAGAAUGAGAGAAGAUAUGUAUAUUACCAGUAUAAUAUAAAAUUUUUUCCUAAAGGUAAUUCCCUAAUUAUUGCUUAAAGACAUUAUUUUCUUUUAGGCUGUUUUCAGAUUGUUUUUGAGUAAAUUCUGUAAAGAGAUUUACACUAAUUUAAAUGCAUACCAGUAGAUUUUUUGCAGGCAUCAGGUAAAUUGUAUAGGCGCCUUUUGUUGAACUCAGCAAAUUUCAGGUUGAUUGUAAUUCAAUGCAUAUUACAAAGCACUUUGGUGCUUUUCCAAUGCACUUAAAUUCUUGAACUGUAAACAAAUUGAAUGAGGCCAUACAUCCCAUUAAUGGAAAUCUUUUACAUACAAACCUUUCCCCUGAAAUACAUUGUGGUUCAUAUAUAAUUAGUUAUAGAUUUAUUUUAGGUGUAUACUUUAGUACUUUGGGUAUGAAAUGAAACAAUGACAAUGUACACACUGUCGGCUUUGUGAAACAUUAUUAACAUACUUUUAUUCCGUCCCAUUGUCUGUACAAGGGGGUCAAAAUUAACAGAACAUUUUCCAGUCUGCUCAGCUGGUAUAUGGUAACCUGUGAGCUGUUGUAUUGUUAGCAUAUGGACAAUAAUUAUUUUUCUGGUUUCUCAAAAAAAGAUUUAGCUGUGGUCAUUAAUCUCAGAAAAGACAAAAUAAAAAAAAGAAAAUUGAUGUAAAUUAAAUCAUCACGAGGCAAAAAAAAAGAGCAAUGACCAAAAAAAAAAAAAAAUUAAACUGUUGUGCAUAUGGUUGAAAAGCAUGUUGGAUGGGAUGGAUUAAAAAUGGUGGGCAUGGUGAAAUGUGGUGGUGGUAGUGUCCUGGUGGCUAGUUAUAAAACUCUCCUGUUUAUCUGUAUUUAAGACGUAACUGCAAUGACAGUAUUAACAUACUCAGGGCCAAACAUAUAGCAAAAUGCUAUUGAACCUUGCCACUGCUUGCAGCAACGCAAUGACACCAGAUGUACUGUAAAUGCAUAUAUAAACCUUUUCAUGGCUCAAAAUUGAAAUGUCAGUCAAUGACUCCGCUUCCCCUAAUAAUAUAUUUAAUUUAUGCAAAAAAAUCCCAUUCAGAAGCAGGAAGAGAAAUUAGCUGUUAAACUUAAGUGUUACAAAGGAAUGUCCCAGCAGAUGUUGUUUGUAUUUGAUGCUUUGUCACUUUUCUUCUUUGUGACUUCAGGCAGUCAUUAGCUGCAGGAUUUCCUAAAGCCAAGUGUGUUUAUGAUCAUGUUAAUUUGUCCAAAUUUAUUAUGGCGUAUCAAAUGGCCUAUAAAUAUAGUGAUGUAUACACCUUAUGCUACAGGCCAUGAAUACACAUUCUUAAUACAGUAAAGUCUUUAAUGUAGUGUAAUGUCCAAGAAACAAUCUAGUCUAGUCUAAUCUAAAAUAAUUUGCAUAGAACAGGCAGUCCUCAUCAACAUCACCUGUUUUUGUCUGUGUUGCAGACUUUUCACAAAGCAAAAGAUAUAAUGAGUAUCAAUUAUAUUGUUAGGCUGCAUUAAAUGCACAAACACAAGAAGUCCAUAUUAAUAGUUGUUACAACAGAAUCAAAAGCAUUAGUGCAAUUCUAUUGACUAACUUUUGAUUUAUCCUGUGGCUGCAUUACUUUUUAGGAUUUGAUUUUAGAAAAUUAUACAGCAUUUUUUGACUAAUCAGCAGACCUGUGGUAUAAAUUACAAUAUUGUUUUCAAACCUGAUUUUAAGGUCAUAGUAACUGUUUCAUCACAAAUCCAAUGUGCUGGACUGAAAGGACAUUAUUAAACAGACACUUUUGGCUGGUGUAUGUAACAGGAGAAAAAAACCUAGUAAAAUAUGAAUACAAGCUUCUCACUACAAUAUGUUUAUUAAUAACACAUUAGCAUUUUGUCUUGUGAAACCUCCUUGGUAUGUCCUUGUACUCACGUUGACAUACAGCAAUUAUACACACAUAUACAUUACUAUAUAAUCAAAUGGGAAACUUCGUUUAUUUAGUGAAGCUUUGGUGCUGUAACUUACUGUUUUGAAGCUUUUGACAUGGGAGUGGGUGUUACAUUCAGUUAUUUUCAGCACUUGUAUUAAAAUGUCUGCACAAUCAAUCUUGGUAUUUGACCACAUGAUACUGCAGGAUUAUGUCCACGCUAAUACGUGAUGUUAUAAAGUAUGACUUGUUCCCUGUGUUUUUUAAGGUGUGUUUGUGCAUCUCGAUUUGGGUUUGAAACAGUUUAAAGUGUACCUUAUUGUUGUCUUGAUUGUUGAUUGUUAUUCUUUGGGCACCUUUAUUGUAACUGUGAAUCUCUGACAAAAUUUCAGUGUUUUACUCAGCUGCUAAAACAUUAAUUUCACCACAAUUAUUUUGAUUCAUUUUUCGUAGUAAAAUGCUUAGGUUUUUAGAAAGCCUGGUUUCUUUUGCCCUGUACUGAUGAUUUAUCAAUUCAGUUUAUUCUAUCUCAUUUCUUCACACAAUCUCCCAAAUUCAGAGAUGACAUAGGAUCGACUUAAAUCAUCUUUUAUGUGUAAUUGAAGUUCAUGGUUAUUUCCAUGUCUGCAUCCUAGCUCUAGUUUUGAAUUAGACCUAGUUUGAGCUUAUAUUCAUUCUGUUUUAUCUGUUUACCUCUUCUUGUUAUAUUUUCUAUUGACACUUUUCAAAUGCUAACCUUUUCUAAUUCUGUAUAUACACUAUUUUUUAAGUUUUAUGUCUUGCUAUGUACAAUAAUGCUUUUUGUCCAGCUUUAUUUUACAAGAAUGUGCCAUGUUUUGUGUUGUACCUCGGUGGGAUAAGUUUUGUUAUGUUUUUAAGCACUAAGCUCCAUUAUUCGUAUUAUUAGUAUUUUACAGUUUUCUAAUUAGCAUUUUUUAUGGAAUAUUUUAUCACUUAAAAUGUACUGUAUGUCAGAAAUUGUCCUUUACAUUUUAAGAACCUGAUAGCAUUCUUUGAGAGGAUUAUUUGUUUCACCACAGUGUUUAGCCGUUCAUGUUUAUUUAAAAAGUAAUAAUGAUAGAAAACCUGGUGUCAUAUAUUGAUUAGGGAAAAAUCUAAAUUUUAAGUUUCAUUUGUUUUAUUUCAGAAUUUACUUUGUACAGUUUUGGUAACUUUUGCUUGUUGUUGUUACUUUUCACACUGCAGGUAAAUAUAAAAACCAACCCCCCCGAAUUAAAUAUAAACUUGACACUA